Rhizopus microsporus ATCC 52813 is the source of this 1107-nucleotide messenger RNA. RefSeq lists its product as uncharacterized. The record is from RefSeq and is a predicted model, not a curated record. The transcript has 2 exons. Gene Ontology annotation, biological process: exocytosis. The coding region runs from base 1 to 1107 and encodes 368 amino acids. Gene Ontology annotation, cellular component: Golgi to plasma membrane transport vesicle; cell tip. Gene Ontology annotation, molecular function: guanyl-nucleotide exchange factor activity. NCBI's taxonomy places the organism in Eukaryota, Fungi, Mucoromycota, Mucoromycetes, Mucorales, Rhizopodaceae.
AUGGAACACGACUUGAAGAUACUAAAGUUAAAAUGCGAGGAAGAAGUGGCUCAGGUCCAAGUGAUUCAAAAAUCAAAAGAAACAGUCAAGAAAGAACUGGAAGAACUAAACCAAAAGCUAUUCGAGGAAGCAGACAAGAUGGUCAAGAUCGAAAAGAAGGAGCAAGAAAAGAUUCGUGAGGAAAAUAAUAAAUUACAAAAUGCACUAGAUGAGGUGCAGGACCAGCUGAAGACGACGUCUAGUCAACUGAAAUCAUUAAAGAGCCAAAUAGUGAAGCCUGCUGAGGCCAUGACCAUCGAUCAUCUUUCCCGUGCUCAAUUAGAACUGAUGAUCGCAAAUAAGGCGUAUACCGGGUUACAGAUGGAAGCUGUAGAAGAUGAUGCAGCAUUGAUGGAUUUUAAUGACUUUAUACAGCAAGCGAGUCAUACGCCGCUUAGGAAGCUUCAUUUAUUGAAAUAUAUGAAGUACUGUAUACGAGAAGAUAUUGAGCCCUGUUUACGAUUUGGUCCCAAUCCUCGUACCACCAGCAAAAAGAUAAUGGAUGCUAUCCUAGUCAAGACCUGCUUUGUCGAAGAGUGUCCUCAAGGGUUCGUUAAUGAAGAAUGCGAACGCCAUCUAAAAGAGGAAGCAACGGCUACCUUAUGGGAAAGAUUUACGAAUGGGAGUGUCUUUUUAGGAUGCCAAGCCUGUGGCAGAAAGAUAGAAGAAGAAGAAAGAGAGCAAGUGCUAAAGUACAGAUUCCGAAUAUCCUAUUUUGACGAAUGGGCUUGUGUGGAUCGCUACUGCCGUGAUCGGCUCAUAGCCGUCAUGGAAUUUUACUCAUUGAUUAGACAUAUAAGAGCAGGCUUAUACAAAUUUAGAUCACUUCAUGAACUAUAUCAACAAAUGAUAAGAUUAAGAUUACAAAUGUUCCUUGCAAGAAUGGGCGCAUUGCCUUAUAUGCUAUCUUCUUGCCAGUUAAACCCUCAGACGAUCACAACAGCCUUCCAUGGAGAAGAACACGUAUUACCUUAUUUAAAUGAAAGAUUAUCCAGCUCAACUGAUUCAACAAUUACAUCUAUUUCCACUGUAGAAACAAUAAAUACACUUACAUCCUUACAUUCAUAA